This is a messenger RNA of Pollicipes pollicipes, 7036 nucleotides long. RefSeq names its product myosin heavy chain, muscle. The coding region runs from base 1432 to 3030 and encodes 532 amino acids. NCBI's taxonomy places the organism in Eukaryota, Metazoa, Arthropoda, Thecostraca, Pollicipedomorpha, Pollicipedidae. The record is from RefSeq and is a predicted model, not a curated record. The transcript has 5 exons.
CACUAAAUUCUGCCGUUGCCUGGAAUUGCGCGAUCGGAUGGUGGGGGUCAGGGCUUACACAACAAGUACUGCUCAGCAUGAGCGCUGAUCCCAAAAAUCCAUCCAUUCAAAGGGUUCGCAUCAAGUUUUAAAAAGAGCUGUGACUUGUUUUUAGAGGCGAAACUCCAGUUAUAUGGCUUUAGGGCCAUGACGUUUUGGUCACCAUGCCUUUGCCAGGUAGAAUUUCGAGCUUCCCGAUUUUUUCUGCCCAAAAUGCUUUGACAAGAACCGGUCUCCUGAAACAAGUCGGCGAAACCAAGGAACACGGAAACUUUGACGCGCCACAGGCCGUUAACUCGAAUUUUACAAUUCUCACCUGCCUUUCAUCUGGCCGUAUUGUGGCAUCUUAACUGUGUAGGCUGUCACCUUCCAAUGACACAAAAUGCCUAACUACUCGUAGAAUUUCACCUGCCCAAGGGAAACAAUGUUGAAACGGAGGAAUAUUUGUUAAAACUGUUCGGUCUUAUUUUUCGAUGGUAAAGGUGAGCAGGUGGUGAUGGUAUAUACCGAUAAUGAAGGCCUCAGUGUAUGUUUUUUAAGACGGGCUCUGCAUGUGUUGGUCAUGUGGUGCGCGCAGGUGUUUCUUGAAUAGGGACGAGGCCGUUGGUGUGCCGACUCGUAUAUAUGUCUGGCGUGCGCUCACUAAACUGAUCAACGUUACACCUUAUCUAUGCUAUCAAUUUAACCUGAUUAGUUAGCAAAAGAAAAAUGCGAUAUGACUCCUAUCCACGUCUAAAUUGAACCUUUACUGAUCUUUUCACAGAAACGAGGUGGCAUGCUGCAGUCGGUCAGACACCAUUCUGAGAUGCGAGCCCAAGUGUUUCCGUUUGCAGCAUGUGUGGUGCGGCCGCUGUGUCUGCAUAUCAAAAGAACCCUUCUUAUAGCAGCGUCGGGACAAAAAUUCACACGACCAAAAUGCAACAAGAAAAAACUCAAAGACUUAGACAAAACUCUUUCACGUUGAAUUGUAUUUGUAAGACUCGUCCUUCUCCCUUUUUCCGUACAAGUGGGAGACCAAAAGGCAACAGUUUGCCUUUUUUCUCUGUUGUUCACUUAGUCUUUUGCCUUUUUGUCUUUCACCCCUGUGUCAUUUUCAAUUUGACUUGUAUCUUUUUGACUUUUUCCACUCCACUUUAUGGUAGUCGACCUUUUGUUUUCUUAGUUCUUGACUUGAAGUUCUUUGUCCGCUAGUCAUCCUUCCUCCGGUCGCCUGGCUUACUUCCCAGGAAAUAUUCCUCAAGUAUGCUUUGACCCUGUCCAAACCUUCGCUUAUUGAACCGUUCCUAUGCCAUUGCUGCUUACCGCUGACUAAGUCCGCUCGACAGCUGAACUUAAACUGAGGUGUCUGUUGCCACAUCUGCCUCUCACCCUUCAUUCUUCUGCCAUGAUCCUAUGCAAAUAAGCACCGUGUUUUGUAUUUUGUCCGCAGUGAACAUGACAUCCUUCCGUUUCAGAACCCUGACCAUGGCUGCCUCAUCAGAUAUGACUCCGCUGAAUCAACACAUCGAGCCGUUCGACCCCGACUCGAGCUCGUGGGCAGAGUGGGAGGAGCGCCUAGAGCUGUUCUUCGAGUACAGCGGCAUCACUGACGAGAGGAAGAAAAAAGUCUCCUUCCUGACGGCAUGUGGCAGAAAGGCAUACGCCGUUCUUCGCAGUUUGAUUGCACCUCGGAAGCCGAUGGACGUACCUCUUGCAGAGUUGCUUCUGGUUAUGCAAGGUCAGGAGGAUUCUGACCUUUCAGUCACCAUCAGCCGGCGCAAGUUCGGCUCGCGCGUCCGUCGCGCUGGCCAACAAGUCGCUGACUACGCUGCUGUUCUCCGCCAAAAUGCCAUCGACUGCUGUUUUGGAGAUACCCUCGGGGUCAGGCUGCUAGAACAGCUCAUCUUCGGAAUAGCAGAUGAUCAAAUGCAAAGAAGACUGUUGUCUGAGAAGAAUCUAAGUUUCAGCAGCGCCGUUGCCAUUUGCCGCACUAUGGAAGCGUCCAACUCAGAUGAUGAAGUGACGACCAGUGAUCAUUCAUCCGAGAUCACAACUCGGCCAGACUCGGAGAGCACCAACUGGACGUGCAAUGAGGGCGAGAUGGGGCUGGAGGGCCUGUCAGCCGAGCUGGACGCCUCGAGGAAGGCGUGUGCCAACUACAGUAGCGAAUUACUCCGAGUGAAGGCUGCAUAUGAGGAGUCUCAGCGGCAGCUCGCCUCCAUCCGCCGCGAGAACAAGGUCCUGUCCGGCAAGAACGAGGACAUCACGGACCAGAUCGGGGAGGACGUCGGCAACCCAGGUCCCAACCGAACGCUCCAGCAGACCUUCUCGGCCAUGGAAUGGCUGCUGGAGGAGGCCAAGAACUGCGUCGAGGCCGAGCGCUUCAAGAGAUUAGAGCAGAACAUCAACGAGCUGGAGACCGCCCUCAACACGGCCAACGCGUCGAUUGCCGGAGAACAGGAGGCGGUGCGGCGCUACCAGGCCGAGAUCGGCGAAACAACGGCGCUCCUGAAGGAGGAGGUCCGGGUGAAGACCGAGCUCCAGGCGCAGUUGGACGCCUCAGAACGAGCCAGGAACGCUCUUGGCGUCCAGCUAGAGGAGAGCAGAGCUCUGCUGGAGCAGGCCGAAAGCAGCCGGCACCAGGCGGAGCUGGACCUGGCCAGUAGCAAGGGCAAGCUGUCUGCAAUGCAGGCCACCAGCCAUGCAGCCAGCAUCGCCAGGCAAGAGCUUGAGAGUGAGGUGCAGUCACUCCGAGCUGAGCUCGAAAGAGCUCUGUGCCGGGCUGCUGAAAGCCGGCUGGCUGACGAGCGGCGCGUGGAACGGAAACGGUCUAUGGCGCUAAAAAAGCGGUGCAAGUUCCUCGAGGCGCAGUUCAAGAUACAGGUGGGUGUCUCCGACAGCCUCUGUCGUAAAGUGACUCGGAUCAAACUGUCACCAGGUCAGCAUUCCGGUGAAGUCAGUAAGGUACAAGGAUACUUUGGGUCGGUUAUCAAUAAGCAAUGGCUAUGGUGAUGAACGGUUAUCAAUAAGCAAGUAAAUGGUUGUGAUGGUUAUCAUAGUUAUGGUUAUGGUCAUGGUUACCAAAAAGCAGGUAAACUCUUGCGAAGGCGGUGUGACCUUGAAUGAAGUGUGGCUGUCGUAUAUACGGGCAAACUGUUGAACUGACCGCAAAUCAUGACACAUAAGGUGAAAGCGUCAAAUCACCUGCCAGUGAUGUUGAAAACCAAUUUGAAUACCGUGACAGGUUUGCAUCAUUGCAUGGGAGAAAUGGGACGUCCCAAGAACGUGACACAAAUUGUGCAGAGACUGACUUCUAGCACGUGAGGAGUCAGGAAGAAGACAAAAGUAUCCAAGUAGGAGGCGGCGAAAUCGUUUUGUAGCCGACAUUUUGCUACCAUUACAAUGAAUGUGUAUGACGUUACGCACACCUGGACUUCAUGAUAGGUGGACUCAGAAUUGAUUGCCGCGUCGGCCAUCUUUCCGUUGAGUUGAGGGAAAUCGUUUUACCUUUGUAAUUUCACUGAAACUCGGACUGGAUUUGAGUCAACGAACCGCAGUUUCAGGUCUAAGUCAAGUCUACAAAUUGGUUGUUCAGUUUGCAUGAUAGUGUUGGCACAGAGAUGCCUGAAUGGUUAGGGAGUUGAAAGAGAAUGUUCCACAGUUGAAGAUGUUAAAGCAAGCGUCACAUAUGAUGAGGUAUACUCACUUAUAACUAUUGGUGUACUUUUGAGAGAAAAAGGCUGCUGUAGACAACACGAGUUUCAUUUUCAGUAAAUAUGUUCGAUGGUGUGUCAAUGUUCGAUUGUGCCAUGUGGCGUUUGCAUGACGUUGAGAUACUGCCAAACUAGCCGUGUGAAAAUUUCACUUAUUUGUAGUACUUCAUCGUCGAGGGAUAGCAGCACGGGCUGGAAGUGUUUGCGGAGCCAAAUAUUGUCACAUGUUCAUAUCUCGGCCCUCUGUCCUGAUGUUCUUGUUUGUUUAUUCGCGGAUUCAAAAUGCUUGCUUGUAUUCACUCACUCAGUUAUGACAUUAUUCGUUUACUUGUAUCUACACACUCGAUUGUAUCGUUAUUCUUAAGAUAUUCGAUUACAAGUCGUAUAUUCUGUGCUAACUACCAAGUGAAAAAGUUGUGUCGGACUUCUUAUAUUAUGCAGCACAAAACGCGUUUCGUCGCUAAAGCUUACCACUGCGUACUCAGCAUUGUUGACGAGCCCUUUGAUUUUUGAGUCAUUUGGAAUUCGCACUCACGAACGCCAGAUGUGAACGGCUGGAUGAGAAUAUUCUUCCUGGCCUUGAACGCCGCCUGGCCUGUGAGGUGCCAGGAUUUGAAUGACGUUCCCACGGCGUCAUGCAUGCCUGAAUGACCUUGAAAUAGUCUACACAUCUUCGCGGGCGUGGAGCUCUGAAAUUAAAGGGUUUUAGGUCUUAACGAGGUCAGGGUUAUGAACUUCACCAAGUGAUCUGCAAUUUGGCUAUGUCAGCUCAAACCCCCACGCAAAUGUGGAACACUCCCCUUAAAUUCGCACCAAAUGAGCCGCAAGUAUAGAUAGCCGUGUUUUUGUUGAAACACGUGCCCUGUUUACCAUGUUAUGAAGGCCAUUUUUUCAAGAGCUGGUUAUUCGCUAUACGUUACAUCGGAAUCCAACCAUCGGAAUCAAUUCCGUUUUUGAUCCAUACCUGGUUGAGUCGAAUCCUAUUCGCCUCAAACUUGCACUGCGCUGCCCAAAGUCAGAGCGAGAACCAACACCAUGCGUUGUGGGUGUCGUGGGCCACAGUCGGCAUCGAUCCUGCUGAAAAUGUGUCAAGCACAAUGCUGAUGUAAGAAAACUGCCAUCGUCGUAUAGGUGUUGCAUCAACUGGACCGUGCUGAUGAUUCGAAUUACUGAUUUGGUGUGGGCUUCUCAAGUUGACUGCAUGAAACGUUUCCAGGCAACGCCAUGUACCAACUUUGAACAGCUGCCGACGAAGACGCAAGACCUCAUCCUACAAUACCUCAGGCCCUCACAGUUGUUGGCGAUCCGCGGAGGUAGGUAACACAUGCGAUGGGUCAUUGUGUGGCGUUGACACCUGAACUUCCAUUGCAAGGAUUCUAGUCAGUUGUGUUUGCGUGUUGUUAGGAUAGCUUGGUUAAGAAUAAUUCAGCCAUGAUUUCUGUAUGCAAUUUGCUUGAAUACGCUUCAGCACACAAUGUUCAGCCCUGGUGUCAGGUUGUCAAAGACUGUGAUGCAAUUACUAUCACCUUAAAGUGCUUUCAUAUGCUCAUGAUAUGUGAUCAUUUACUUAGAAAUGUAUGCUCGUGCCUUUCAAGCGUCUGGCUGCCAGAUGCUGUCAGGUAUUGCUGUCGUCACAAAACCAUUCCAUGACGCCAUCAAACAAUGACGUAACGGGGCGCAUUUUUACCAACUUUAAAAUUUUGCUACGCAGGGUGGGUUUUGAAGCUUGAACGCUCACCAAUAGUUACAUGUAAGCUUUUCCCGUCAUAUUUGAUGCUUAUCUCAAUAUCUUAAAUGUGGAACAUUCCAUUCAAGCCAUGCAUAAAACACCGCCGGGACACAUGCCAAAGUAAACCUGGAAGGAUCAUUACUGAGAUCACGCAACAUCAUCAUGUCCAGUACGCACAGACAUUAACAUUUGACCGCUGGACAAUCGAAAACUGACCUUUUCACGCGAUCAUUUCGAUCUGUCAGGCAAUGGACCCUCAGCCUCUCCAUUGGCUCCGAGUCAGGCGCAUAUUGCAUUGUUAGCGACAUCUGGUCGUCGUUAUGGCCACCAGUGGUGAUAGCAGUGUGCGAUAGAUGUCGACGUUAAUUAGUGUUUCGAAGCGGCGGGUCCGCCCACUGGUGCAAGCAGAGACGGAUCCAGGAUUUCGUCAAGGGAGAGGGGGCACUCAACAUCGGGGCCCCCCGGAGUUUGGGGUCCCCCUCCAAAAAAUCAAUGCAUUUCGGUCGUUACGUUUUAAGGCAGGUGCUACGUCGUUUGUAAGAUAUACGUAUAUAUGUAUCUAUGUAUGGGGGGGGGGGCACGUUAAGGGGGGCACGCAACAUCGUGACACGCUGGAGUUUGGGGUCCCCCCUCCAAAAAAAAAAAAUUGCCUUCCGGUUGCUACCUUUCAAGGCUAGUGCUACGUCGUAUAUAUUAUGUAUUUACUUUUUCAUUUAUCUAAUAAAUACGGAAACCCAUCUUACUCUGCACAACCUUAUAAAGCUAGGCAUGCUCGCAUUCAAACACAUAGAGCUCGCUCAUAUUCUACAGGUCAUUUUAAAUGCUGUAAUUUUGAGGCUCAGUGUUUCGGAGCAACGGGAAAACAAACUUGUGUUGGCUGCUAACAGCCAUUUAAACCAAGCAUGGACUUAAUUGCUGGCUUAUGCAUUUACGACUAGCCGGCUGUGCGAUCUUAUCAGCUGAUGGCUGAUGACUAAUGCAGAAUAUUUCCUUUGUUAUUAAGUAGCACAACAUAUCCUUGCGUUCAAAAUAUUUUAAGAACGUGAUGCACUAGUAUAAUGAGUGUCACGCACUCAAUAGCCAAUUGAAAUGACACAUACGACGUCUGCGCAUGUCUACGUGCGGCAAUAGCGCGUAAAAAUUCAUCGGCGCAUAUUCGACUGCUGCUCUCAGACGAAGGCACCAAGGCCAAUAGGGACGGAACAUGAGCGAUCAUGGGUGCCGCAGAAGGCCAACGAAGUGGCUCCCGUCAAAGGGUGUAGGGUUUUCAGAGCAAGCAAAAAGAACCCAACACCAGCGUGGUGGGCCUCUAAACGAUUGGUAGUGCUUCGGCAGACUGAUAUAUAAGGCCCCGGCCAUAGCACAGGACCCUCUCAGCAAAUGGGAAAUAUCCAAGACCAUAAAUUAAUACCCCGGUGCGAUCAAGCGUGCACGGGCAGGUUAACAGCACGAGCCUCGAUAGGAAUGAAGAGUCUUCUGCAAAUGAGAGCAAAGGGAGAGAGCUCUUCAUCAAAGUAGAGGGCCCCUGAGCAUCGAGUGUUUCCGUGCCUUACCUUAUAAGAGCCCUAGCAACAGC